UUGACGCGGUGACUUGCGGAAGCUUGAGCUCAGAAAAAUUUCUAACCUCCCACGUUCAGUGAACGCAGCAUUAACACAUUCUCGAGCGCAGGCCACAGUACAUCAGUGGCGUAGGCUCUGAAACAGCAUUCCUUACGUAUUUUCACGAAUCUGCAGUAACGCUACAAUAACAAGAUGAUUAGUGAAAAAUACCCCAGGUCUUCUAUUGAAGACGACUUUAACUAUGGCACAAAUGUUGCUACAGCCAGCAUCCAGAUACGUAUGGACUUCCUCAGGAAGGUGUACACCCUCCUGAGCUUGCAGAUCAUCCUGACCACAGCCACCUCUGCCCUCUUCAUGUUUUCUCAUACCAUCAGGGAUUUUGUGCACGCCAGCCCUGCUGUGGUUUUGGUUUCGGCUCUGGGCUCUCUGGUUGUCCUGGUGGCCCUGGCCAUAUACAGGCACCAACAUCCAGUCAACCUCUACCUGCUGAUUGUAUUUACUCUGCUGGAGGCUGUUUCUGUGGCCACAGCUUUGACUUUCUAUGAAUACUCCACUGUACUACAAGCCUUGUUCCUGACCUGUGCCGUGUUUGCUGGACUGACAGCUUACACAUUCCAGUCCAAGAGAGACUUCAGCAAAAUGGGAGCAGGACUGUUCGCCUGCCUGUGGAUCCUUAUCAUUGCAGGCUUUAUGAGGUUCUUCUUCAACAGUGACAGCAUAGAGCUGGUCAUGGCUGGAGCCGGGGCGCUGGUCUUCUGCGGCUUCAUCAUCUAUGACACCAGCCUGCUGAUGAAGCAGCUCUCCCCUGAGGAGCACAUCCUGGCCUCCAUCAACCUCUACCUGGACAUUGUCAACCUCUUCCUGCAUAUCCUGCGUGUCCUCGACUCUAUGAAGAAGCACUGAAAACUGCAGUACCACUUCAAACUGCUUUACUUAGUUGUAACAGCUUGUUGUUGAUCCAACAGCUUUACUGGAAACCCACAGGUAUGCCUGUGCUGUGAUUACCCUGUGUUUAUGUGAGUGUUACUGUACUGAAGUUCAUCAAAUGUGAGACUUCAGGGAGGUAUCUUAAUAAAUCAAAAAAUCUGUGUGUGCCUGGUGAACUGUCUUUCCAGGCAGCUGGAUUAUGUGCUUCAUUUUAUUUUACCCUUCUACUUCUUGUAACUGACUCUGCCUUUGCAUUAAGUAGAUCUAUAUCAGUGAAGUUGUGUUUUCUUAUGAUCCAAAAUGUACUGAAUCAGCUGUGUGACUUAAAUGUACACUACCAAUAGCGCCCCCAACUGGCCUAAUUGCUGCUCAUCUGUUUUGGUGCAAGAAAGGCUUUCCUUUUUCCAAAGUAUAUUUUUCAGUACAGCAGAAUGUCUCAGCAGACUUUCAGAUCUAUAAUUCCACUAAUUUAUUGUUGAAUGUACUACUGCACCCCUCAUAUGGUCCACACCUGUUAAUGCUUUACAGUACAAUACAAGAAGAUUAUACAUUGUAUGUUGGUAGUGUAAAUGUGCACAGUGUUUGGAAUCAGAAGCUAAAACUCUUCUGAACUUGGUGAAGAUUUAAAUCUAAAUGUUUUGGAUAAAUAGUAGGUGAUAUAUCUUAUGGAGUUUCAAGCAUUGAAACUCCAUAA
This is a messenger RNA of Monopterus albus (swamp eel), 1603 nucleotides long. It is a transcript of the gene tmbim4, whose product is annotated as transmembrane BAX inhibitor motif containing 4. Lineage: Eukaryota; Metazoa; Chordata; Actinopteri; Synbranchiformes; Synbranchidae. Gene Ontology annotation, cellular component: membrane. Bases 175 to 885 code for a protein of 236 amino acids. The record is from RefSeq and is a predicted model, not a curated record. The transcript is spliced from 7 exons. Gene Ontology annotation, biological process: negative regulation of apoptotic process.